UUAAUUUGAAACUCCUAGCUCUUUCACAAUUUGCCUUUGCCCUACAAAUUCAUCUCAAACGGCCAGGAUUUUGUAGUCUCAAUCAGGACUCCGAUCACUUUGUCAAGCAUUAUUACCAUGUUGAGAGAAAGGGCACUAAGGGAUCCCCUCGUCUUAGGAGGAGUAGUUGGAGAUGUCGUGGAUCCAUUUAUCAAGUCAGCGAUUAUGAGAGUCGUGUAUGGUGACAAGGAAGUUACUAAUGGGACCAAGCUCCGGGAGAUAAAUGUGGCAAAUAGGCCAUGUGUCACCAUUGAAGGAAGGGAUGCAAGCAAACUCUAUACCCUUGUGAUGGUGAAUCCUGAUGCACCAAACCCAACAAAUCCAACCAAAAGAGAGUACUUAAACUGGUUGGUGACAGAUAUACCAGAAACCGCUGAUGCAAGCCAUGGAAAUGAGAUAGUCCCUUAUGAGUGCCCACAAGCUCCAGCAGGGUUUCAUCGUAUUGUCUUUGUGUUGUUCCGGCAGGAAGUUCAACAAACUGUAUGUGCACCUGGAUGGCGACAAAACUUCAAUACUAGAGAUUUUUCAGCAAUUCAUGACCUUGGUCUACCUGCUGCUGCUGUAUACUUCAACUGCCAGAGGACGACUGGAUGUGGAGGAAGAAGGUUCUCAGGACUCUACUGAUUGGGAUAUAAUCUAUCAAGAAGAAUCAAUCGCCCGGAGAUCAAAUUUCCAAUGCAUGCCCAAGGAUAGUUCAGUUCAUCAAAAAUUUUGGCUCUCCAGAAGAAUUACCUAAUGUCGCAAAGGAAUUAUCUCUACUAGAUAAAUUCAAGCAUUUCUUACCCCGCCAACUAAAAUAACUCCAGACGAGCUCACGUUUUCUCCCUCAAAAUUGACCAACGCAAAGCAGAUCAAUUUUCAAUCUAAAACAUGACACACUUUUUUUUUUCUUUCUUGUUACCUAUAUUGAUUUCUGUGUGCGCAAGAGAGAUUGAAUUUAAUGAUUCCAAAUCAAUAAAACACUUUCA
This is a messenger RNA of Asparagus officinalis (garden asparagus), 1007 nucleotides long. Its product is annotated as protein TWIN SISTER of FT-like. The record is from RefSeq and is a predicted model, not a curated record. The transcript is spliced from 5 exons. NCBI's taxonomy places the organism in Eukaryota, Viridiplantae, Streptophyta, Magnoliopsida, Asparagales, Asparagaceae. The coding region runs from base 118 to 663 and encodes 181 amino acids.